Molecule: messenger RNA, 1986 nt
Organism: Pezoporus occidentalis (night parrot)
Lineage: Eukaryota; Metazoa; Chordata; Aves; Psittaciformes; Psittacidae
Product: cell adhesion molecule 3-like
Exons: 11
Coding region: 151-1398 (415 amino acids)
Biological process (GO): innate immune response
Cellular component (GO): presynaptic membrane
Molecular function (GO): complement component C1q complex binding
Source: RefSeq, a predicted model, not a curated record
CCCCCCCCCCCCCGGCAGGAAUGGUCUGUUCCUCGCGCUCUAUUUAACCCGCGCCGCUGCCGCACCGCCGGCCCCAGCCCCGACACCGGCGGCGCGCUCGGUGCCACCGGAGGCUCCGCGCUGCGGCUCGGCUCGGGCACCGCCGCAGCGAUGCUGCCCCUCGGCCUCCUCCUGCUGCUGCUCCUCGCCUGCUGCGGGGCCGCCCGGGGAAACCUCUCCCGCGACGAGAGCCAGCCCACGACGUCGGAUGAGACCGUGGUGGCCGGCGGUACCGUGGUCCUCAAGUGCCAAGUGGAGGAUCCCGAUGACUCCUCGCUGCAAUGGUCCAACCCUGCCCAGCAGACCCUCUACUUUGGGGAGAAGCGAGCCCUGCGGGAUAACAGGAUCCAGCUGGAGAAAUCCACCCCCAACGAGCUGACCAUCAGCAUCAGCGAUGUGGUGCUGUCGGAUGAGGGGGAAUACACGUGCUCCCUCUUCACCAUGCCCGUGCGGACCGCCAAGGCCCUGGUCACCGUGCUGGGAGUGCCGCAGAAGCCGCAGAUCUUCGGGCACGAGCAGCCCAUCGACGAGGAGAAGCUGGCGCGCUUGACCUGCCGCUCGUCGGGCAGCAAGCCCGCGGCACAGCUCCGCUGGAGGAAGGGCAACAAGGAGCUCAAAGACGAGGGCACCGAGGUGGUGGAGGAUCCCAAUGGGAAGACCUUCACCGUGAGCAGCCGCGUGGAAUUCCGGGUCACCAAGGAGGACAACGAGGCCGAGGUGACCUGCACCGUGGACCACGAGUCGCUGCAGAACGCAGAGAGGUCCACCACGCAGAAGCUGCAGGUUCACUACAAGCCGACAGCGAAGAUCGAGCCGCAUCCGCAGUACCCGCGGGAGGGCGAGAAGCUGCAGCUGCAGUGCGAUGGGCAGGGCAACCCCAUCCCCCAGGAAUUCCUAUGGGAGAAGGAGGGCAGCGACGCUCCCCUGCAGCUGAGCUCCGACAGCGUCCUCAUCUUCCCCUUCCUGAACAAGAGCGACAGCGGCACCUACGUGUGCACGGCCACCAGCUCCAUGGGCAGCGUCGUGGCCAAGUACAACCUGGACGUCAGCGAUCUUCCCCAGCUCCCCACCCCACACGUUCACUCCACUCCGGGCCCUUCCCAGCCCAUCUCUCAUGCUUCCAUGGCCACCGCUUCAUCCUUCACUCCAGCUCCCAUCCAAGACGCCAGCCCCGUGCCCUCGACCUCCAGCACGUACCACGCGGUGAUCGGCGGCGUCGUGGCCGUCAUCGUCUUCCUCCUGCUCAGCCUCCUCAUCGUCCUGGGCCACUACCUGAUCAGACACAAAGGUAUGUGCAUAAGACACGGGGAGACGGUCACAUCCAGACACCGGCCAAAGCCAGCAGAGGCACAUACCUGACCCACGAGGCCAAGGGCUCGGAUGAUGCCCCGGAUGCCGACACCGCCAUCAUCAACGCGGAGGGCGGGCAGGCGGGCGGCGACGACAAGAAGGAAUACUUCAUCUAGGGCUGAGCGGGACCGAGCGAGCCACGGAGGCAGCGAUGGCGACGGAAACCAGAGCACGACCCUAACCCAUUGCACCCCCUGCACUUCCCCUGGCGCCCGGCACAGCCCCGGGCUGAGGGAUGCGGGACAGGGGAGCACAGGAGCCACCGGCCUGAGCCGCGCCGCUGAUGCUUGAACUUGGCCAACCCCUGGUUUCCAGGAGCGGCGGCUCCGGCCCCGCUCGCUUGCUUUGCGCCUCCAUCCCCGUGAGUGAGCGAUUUCCCCCUCCUUCCUUUGGACCUUUGCUUUGGUUUCGUGGCUGCUCUUUUGCUUUGGGCCCUCGGGUGGGAGCCUGGGCUGGGGUCGAUGUCGCUCUUUCCUUCGUUUCGUUCCGGUUUGGUUUCUUUUUGAGGUAUCCAAGGAUAAAAUCAGCCUCCGGGCUCAGGGCAGCCCCCGUUGUCACCAGCGCUCGCCCAUCUGGAGCCGGGAUCCCGGUGUUCCC